This is a messenger RNA of Arabidopsis thaliana (thale cress), 1116 nucleotides long. RefSeq names its product ascorbic acid mannose pathway regulator (DUF295) (gene UCL1). The record is from RefSeq and is marked reviewed. The coding region runs from base 1 to 1116 and encodes 371 amino acids. Lineage: Eukaryota; Viridiplantae; Streptophyta; Magnoliopsida; Brassicales; Brassicaceae. The transcript has a single exon.
AUGGUAGAUUGGUCUACCUUACCGGAGGAGCUCCUCCAUUUUAUCGCCGCCCGAUCGUUCUCCCUAGUUGAAUACAAGCGUUUCAGCAGCAUCUGUGUAUCAUGGCACUCCUCUGUCUCCGGCGUGAAGAAGAAUCCUUUCCAUAGGCGCCCUCUCAUUGACUUCAACCCCAUCGCCCCAAGUGAGACCCUUCUAGAGGACCAUGUCUUCAGCUGCAACCCCGGCGCGUUCCUCUCACGUGCAGCCUUCUUCCGAGUCACUCUCUCCUCCUCUCCGAGUAAGGGCUGGAUAAUCAAAUCCGACAUGGACACCAACUCCGGGAGAUUCCAUCUCCUCAACCCUCUCUCACGUUUUCCAUUGCGUAUUUCUUCCGAGAGCCUUGAUCUUUUGGAUUUCACUGUCUCCGAGAUUCAAGAAUCUUAUGCGGUUCUUAAGGACGCCAAGGGAAGACUACCGAAUCCAGGAUACCAAAGAAGUGCUCUUGUCAAAGUGAAGGAAGGAGAUGAUCAUCAUCAUGGAAUUCUCGGAAUCGGUAGGGAUGGAACAAUCAACUACUGGAAUGGAAAUGUCUUGAACGGAUUCAAACAAAUGGGUCAUCACUUCUCCGACAUUAUAGUUCACAAAGGAGUAACUUACGUCUUGGAUUCAAAAGGCAUCGUUUGGUGCAUUAAUUCCGAUCUUGAAAUGUCAAGGUACGAAACUUCACUCGAUGAAAACAUGACUAAUGGCUGUAGGAGAUAUUACAUGAGAUUUGUGGAUUGCUGUGGAGAGCUUUACGUUAUCAAACGCCUCCCCAAAGAGAAUUCUCGAAAGAGAAAAUCGACCUUAUUUCAAUUUUCAAGAACGGCUGGUUUCAAGGUUUACAAGAUAGAUAAGGAAUUAGCCAAAUGGGUAGAAGUUAAGACCUUGGGAGACAAUGCAUUUGUGAUGGCUACCGAUACUUGUUUCUCGGUUUUGGCUCAUGAGUAUUACGGAUGCCUCCCAAACUCUAUUUACUUCAUUGAGGAUUUAGAGCCUAAGGUGUUCCAGCUAGACAAUGGUAAUGGAAGUAGUAUCACCAGAAAGUCGGAAUCUUCCGAGAGUUCCUUCGAAAUGUUUUUUCCUAGCUUUCUUUGA